This is a messenger RNA of Daldinia loculata, 1635 nucleotides long. RefSeq names its product Lactonase, 7-bladed beta-propeller-domain-containing protein. The record is from RefSeq and is a predicted model, not a curated record. Gene Ontology annotation, molecular function: 6-phosphogluconolactonase activity; protein binding. Bases 389 to 1516 code for a protein of 375 amino acids. NCBI's taxonomy places the organism in Eukaryota, Fungi, Ascomycota, Sordariomycetes, Xylariales, Hypoxylaceae. The transcript has 4 exons.
GGAUGGGGGAUGACAUAAGGGGAUGACAUAAGGGAUGACAUAAGCCUUGCUAAAAGUCGGGCUCUUGUGGUCCCCACAAGGGGGGCCCUCGGUUUAUCUUAAGGAAUUCUAUAUGCGGUAUAUGGAUCUUGAACCACAGGUAGGUACUACCUAUGUAGGUACCUGCCUCAUAACCUUUUAUCUUGGUGAGUCGAAGCACUUGCGGCUGAAGUAACUCCCUUAGGUACCUCGUACCUCAGAUAGUUGCUACGACAAAUUCUAAAGCCCCUUCCUUCUUUCUCUCCUCUUAUUUAGAGUUGAGUGCCGUAUUGGGCAAUCACCAACUCGCUAGCUACCUAGGUAGUAACGAUAAACACAAUAUCUACAAUCGCAACCAAGACGCGUCAAGAUGCGUUUCCUACAGGCACUCUUCACUGCCAUCGGCCUCAUAGUCUUGGCCGAAGCUGCGAAGCAUCACCUUAUAGUCGGAACCUUUAGUACCAACUUCCUCUACACUGUCGAGUAUGAUGACGCGGCCGAGACCCUGAAACUCGUCAAGAAUACUACCACCAACGCAGGUAGCGCCUGGAUCGCUCUAAGCCAUGACAAGAAGAACUUGUACGGAACCGACUGGAACGCAGACGAAGCUUCUUUCGUUAGCUACAGCCUGAAAGAUGCCAAGUCUAUUAAGUACGAGACUAGAGUGUUCGGAGAUCCUGAAUGCCGAGGCAAGAAAAGCAUCUUCGUCGCUGCUUAUCCCAAAGCACCCUAUAGUGUGUAUGGCAAUUAUUUCUACGGUGAUGCGAAGUGCGGUAUGGUCAUGUCGGUAUAUGACAAUGGAACUCUUCACGCCGCACUACAACAGUACGAGUACGCGGACGAUUCUGCUGUAACUGGAACCUCAUUCAGCGCUGAUUCGAAGUACCUCUACUCGGCCGAUGACGGUGGUAACUCCAUCUGGGUCCAUGCCGUCACCGAAAACGACGGCAGUCUUAACUUCCUCUCGCGAGUUGACAUGCCUGUGAAAGGUGCAGACCCUCGUCAUAUUUUCGCCCACCCGAAAGGGCAAUACGUCUACACCGUCUGGGAGGGAACUAGCGAAGUUGCGCAGCUCAUGACCAGCGACCUCGGCAAACUAUAUCUCCUACAGCAAACGUAUCCCCUUAUCAAGGACGGUGACAAGGCGUCAGAUUUCUGGGCUCACGAGGUUGCCCUUUCCGCCAACAACAAGUACCUCUGGGCAAGCAAUGGCGCAUCCAAUCCGAACCACAAGGGAUACAUUUCAGCUAUCAGUGUCAACGACGAAGGCCUCCUCGGCGACCAGCUCUUCCUCACCCAUACUACCUCAAGCGGUGGUUCUGCCAAUGCUAUUGCCCCAAGCUCGUUCGACGACAGAAUUGUUGCCACAACUGAUAACUCGACAGGCUUUGUUGAGAUAUGGAAGAUGAAUGAUGACAAGUCUGGGGCAAAGGUAGUAGCUCAUCUAGAUAUUGACGACGGCGGUGGAUGCUGUGCCAACGCUGUUUGGUACUCGUAGUUUUGUUACGAUGUCUAGUCACUUCUCAGUUGAUUGGCUUUCAUUGAUGCAGGUGGGGUAGCUAUGUAGCAUCUCGUAGAUAGAUGCAUCUGAGCAAUACAAAAUGACUUGCCAUAUCA